AUGAGCGGAUAUUUUCUCCCCCUUUUGCAUCGACUCUCACGACUUAUUUGCCGCGCAAUAUAUUAUGACUCUUGUGAACAUGCAGCAAACGAGCUUCUCUCCAAUCUAGUUAGUUUGUGCUUACAAGCUAAUCGUGUUGCAUUUCGUGAAUAUGAACUAUUGGAAGUGAAAUUACUCACCAAUUACGCGAUAUGGCAAUCAAAUUUGUGCAAUCAAUCUCCAAAUACUGAAUCUACGGGUCUGACUAAUUCAUACUCAUCUAUUUGUGAUUAUUUUGGCUAUCCCAGUAGGUUUGUCAGUUAUGCAAAUGUAAAUAAAUGUAGCCCGUAUUCCGCAAGCUUUAGCCAAUUGGGCUUUUUGCGGGGACUUUGUGAAAACUUGCGUCAAGGGCUUAGCCAGGCCAAUAGUCUUACAAAUCAGCUUGAACAAAGUUUUUAUCAAAUGAGGCAUUUACUUCGUGCAGACAGCAUAUUCCAACCAUAUAUAAUGAUAUCCUCAAGAAGGUUAAUAGAGGAUAGUGUUGUUCCUUUAGUUACUGCUGCACUUACAGCUGCUCAUCACCUCGUACAUUCUGGACUAAAUCUUUUGGCACACACUGAUCUGACUCAGUAUACGCAUGAAGAGCUUUGGGAAAUGGCUCGUGGCAUGGAAGAACUAGGUAUUCUUGGAACACGACUUCAAGUAUCUCAACAAAAUCGUCGUCAUCAAUCGAUUAAAUCUCUUCUCUAUGAAAGUCUGAUCAGUAAAGGCCAUAAAAGUGAGGAGCAGACUAAGUCCACAGGCAAAAUACUCGCUCUAAUUGAAGCCUCCGGACUUUUUGUUGAUCCUGCAUUCUCUAUCGGCUCAAUAUCUGUGGGUCGUAUAUUUUAUUUUCUGGCUAAUCAGCGAUCCUUCGCAACAGCUCGAUCAAUAAGGCAUAAACUUCUGCAUAGUCCGGUGUGCAUAUCCUAUAUUAACCAAGGUUCAAGGCAACUUAAUGAUGCUGAAGCACUAUGCACUUCAUUUGUAAAGUAUCUACAAGACAGUGAUGGCAUGCUUUUAGAAGACUUCCUACGUGGAGAGUACGAAUUCAGCUCUGGAUUUCUUGAUAUUUUGUCACAAUCUACUGAAAUGCUGCGACAAAUACAAAAACUUCAACUUGCCUCAAAUGCAACAAUGGCUGAAGAGGCGCUGAUUGCUAGCCAGUUACCCACAUAUAGAAUUCACAAGCAGAGUCAAAAACCUCACCACCACAGCAACAACCAACAACGCCUAAAUACAGCAAAUGAAAACGUUUCAAAAUCUUGCUUUGACGAAACGCUUAAAUUUGAGUUAGAUUUCUGCCAUGAUCCAAACAAAGAGUCUUUGCUAAAUGCCAGGCGUCGCCACCAGCAAUUACUAUCCAAAGCAGGGACAUUGGAUCGUUAUGUUGCUAUGGCAACCAAGCAGAAUUCACCACCUAACGCAGAACCA
Molecule: messenger RNA, 1452 nt
Organism: Protopolystoma xenopodis
Lineage: Eukaryota; Metazoa; Platyhelminthes; Monogenea; Polystomatidea; Polystomatidae
Source: the annotation of a GenBank genome assembly